Molecule: messenger RNA, 337 nt
Organism: Cinclus cinclus
Lineage: Eukaryota; Metazoa; Chordata; Aves; Passeriformes; Cinclidae
Gene: RPS21
Product: ribosomal protein S21
Exons: 5
Coding region: 36-287 (83 amino acids)
Biological process (GO): endonucleolytic cleavage to generate mature 3'-end of SSU-rRNA from (SSU-rRNA, 5.8S rRNA, LSU-rRNA); endonucleolytic cleavage in ITS1 to separate SSU-rRNA from 5.8S rRNA and LSU-rRNA from tricistronic rRNA transcript (SSU-rRNA, 5.8S rRNA, LSU-rRNA); translation
Cellular component (GO): ribosome; cytosolic small ribosomal subunit
Molecular function (GO): structural constituent of ribosome
Source: RefSeq, a predicted model, not a curated record
UUUGUGCUUAGUGCCUCAGCCGGGACCAGGACGAGAUGCAGAACGACGCUGGGGAGUUCGUGGACCUUUAUGUCCCUCGGAAAUGCUCUGCUAGCAACCGAAUCAUUGGUGCUAAGGAUCAUGCUUCCAUUCAGAUAAACAUUUCUGAGGUGGACAAGGUGACAGGCAGAGUGAAUGGCCAGUUCAAGACUUACGCCAUCUGCGGCCCCAUCCGGAGAAUGGGUGAAUCAGAUGACUCCAUUUUGCGUCUGGCGAAAAAUGAUGGAAUUGUUUCAAAGAACUUCUAACUAAAGAAACUCCAGUGUGGAACAUGUGAAAUAAACAGUUCAAAACUAUA